AUGAGGUGGUUCAAGGAUGGAGACAGAAAUACCAAGUUUUUUCAUAAUUAUGUAAAAGGAAAAAGGAGGAAGUUGGCAGUUCAGACUAUACAGAAUAGUCAAGGGGACUGGUUACACACAAAUGCUGAUAUUGGACAGGAAGUUAUUUCUUUCUAUCAACACCAAUUCAGACAAGAAGCAACAUCAAGUGAUUAUGAUAUGCUUAAGAAGAUUCCUAAGGUGAUCACUAAUGCACAAAAUGAGGACCUGACUGCUUUACCUAGUGAUGAAGAAGUCAAGAAUGCAGUGUUUGGAUUAAAUGGGGAUAGUACUGGUGGUCCAGAUGUUUUUUUAGGCCAUUUCUUUCAAACAUGUUGGAGUAGCAUAGGUAGAGAUGUAACUAAUAUGGUAAGGGCCUUCUUCUGUGGUCAAGAACUGCCAAGAUGCAUCACUCACACAAAUCUUGUGUUGAUUCAAAAAAAGGAGAAUAUAAACACCUUUGCUGAUCUGAGACCUAUCAGUCUAAGCAGUUUUGCUAAUAAAAUCAUCUCUACAGUUUUGCAUAAAAGAAUUGUUCCAUUGUUGCCUGCUAUAAUAUCAACCACUCAAACUGGUUUUGUUAAAGGUAGGAGCAUUGUGGAGAGUGUACUAUUGGCCCAAGAGAUCAUCAAGGAUAUUAAUAAGAGAAACAAACUACACAAUGUGGUGGUAAAGCUUGACAUGGCAAAAGCUUAUGAUAGAGUUUCAUGGAUAUACUUAACUAAAGUUCUUAGACAGUUUGGUUUCUCUGAAAUUAUCAUAGCUAUGUCAUCAAGAGGUUUGAAGCAAGGUGAUCCACUCUCCCCAACACUGUUCAUAAUAGCUACUGAGGUUUUGGCCAUAAAUUUGAAUGACUUGUAUGAUGAUCCAGCAUUCAAGGGCUAUGGUAUGCCAAAGUGGAGUCCUCAGAUAAAUCAUCUAUCAUAUGCAGAUGACACAGUCUUAUUUUACUCAGCAAAUCCUGUGUCUUUGAGAAAGAUGAUGAAGGUGCUAAGAAACUAUGAGAAAGUGUCAGGUCAGCUGGUAAACAAUGAGAAGAGCUCUUUCUACUUGCAUGAGAAGGUCACAGCAGGUGUUGUUGGUAGAGUAAAAAGGAAGACUGGGAUGGGGAAAAGAACUUUUCCAUUUACAUACUUGGGAUGUCCAGUCUUCUAUGGAAGAAGAAAAAUUGUGUAUUAUGAAGGUUUAAUAAAAAAGACUAUGCCAGUUUAUCUGUUAUCUGUUAUGAAUCCAUUAAAAGGGGUGAUAGAGCAGCUGCACAAGAUUUUUGCCAAAUUCUUUUGGAAUAAUACUACCGGAAUUAAAGGAAAACACUGGGUUGCAUGGGAGAAGAUAACAUCAGUGUCAUUAUGGGGUUCUUUCAUGGCUAACAAGUACUGCAAAAAACUUCAUCCUGUUAUUGCACAAGCCAGGGAUGCAUCUCAUGCAUGGAAGAAAAUAGUAACUGUAAGGGAAGACAUUGAACACAAUAUAAAGUGGCAGAUCAAGGCAGGUACAUCUACUUUCUGGUUUGAUAACUGGACAAGACAAGGGGCAUUGUUUUUUGUGGAUAAUGAGCACAACUUGGAAGAUGAGUUUGAAGUUAAGGAAUAUAUUCUGAAUAGUGAAUGGGAUCAACAGAAAUUAACCUCAGUUUUGUCAAGUGAAACAGUGGAAUACAUAGUGGAAAAUAUCAGUCCUGCUUUGGUGGAGGUUGAUAAUGAUAAGGCCUGGUGGAUGGGGGAAAAUAGUGGUCAAUUCUUUAUUAAGAGUGCAUGGGAAGAGGUAAGGCAAAAACAAGAAACUAGAUCAGUGUAUAAAUUCAUAUGGUUAAAGGGCAUGCCAAUAAAGAUCAGUUUCUUCUUGUGGAGACCGUGGAAAGGGAGGAUUGCUACUGAUGAUAAUCUUAAGAGGAUGCAUAUAAGUCUUGUAUCAAGAUGCUGGUGUUGUGAGGAUCAUAAGCCAGAGACCAUGUCUCAUUUAUUUCUAACAUCUCCAACAGCUUUUAAGCUUUGGAAACAGUUUGCUUCUUGUGCAGGUUUAAAUAUAGAAGGGUUUCACCUGCAACAAGUCAUUACACUUUGGUGGACAGCUCCUGCAUCACACAAGUUGCAUACCAUCUUUCAAGCCAUUCCUGCUAUCCUAGUAUGGGAAAUAUGGAAAAGGAGAAAUUCUAUUAAGCAUGGCAGAAAUACUACAUACAUCAAAAUGGUGUAUCAAGUUCAGCAGACUAUAUACCAGCUGGUUCAAGUGAAAUAUCCAUAG
Molecule: messenger RNA, 2262 nt
Organism: Lycium barbarum (goji berry)
Lineage: Eukaryota; Viridiplantae; Streptophyta; Magnoliopsida; Solanales; Solanaceae
Exons: 4
Coding region: 1-2262 (753 amino acids)
Source: RefSeq, a predicted model, not a curated record